AUGAAACCUUUAAGUGCAACCCUCAAUGUACAGACCAGUGUCUUGUUUCGUCCCGCCAGGACGAUGGGUGUAGUGACGGACACACCGCCUUUCUCGCUCCAAAAGCUGGGAACUGCCGAUUUCGUCACCGUCGCUUCAGGUAACAGCUACCAGGUCUACGACACUGAGAAAUUACGUCUGUCCUAUCUGUCGCCAGAGUUCAACGAACGCGUACGUGCGAUUUUAACCGUCGGCGAGACGACGUUGACGGCUCUGGCGGACGCGGUUGUGGUCUGGCGAAAACAAGUGGAAAUAGGUAGAUUUGGUCCUGCUGGCGUGUGCAAAAAUGUGCGACAAAUGUGCAACAUAGGCGGGCAAUACGUGAUCACAGUGGAUAGCAGUGGUCUCGACUGUCAGGUGUGGGAACUGAAUGCUGAUACUAGCGCAUCAGGAGCAGGAGCACCUACUCCAAUCGGCGCAAGUUCAUCUCGUAACAAGUGCAAUCCGCGAUUGCAUGGACGAAUCCAACCUGUGAAAGCAGGAGAUCGCAUUCUCAGUGUCGCAACGGUGCCAACUUUUUUAAACAAGGUGCUCAUCGGAACGGAGAAGGGUGACCUGAUCUUGGUCAAUGUGAGAACGUUAAAACACGUAUUCUGCUUUCAAAAUCAUCGAGAGGUGGAAGCUGGUUCUAGAAGAUCUAUGAAGAAGAAAGCUGGAGAUUCUGAGUCCUCAGAAGAGGAAGAUAGCACCUCAGCUGCACUUUCGGCAGACGAGAUGAACGAAGAUAAUGAUGAGGAUCUUGCUCAAGACGGCGCCAAAGAGAACAAAAACGCCAGCAGCGGAGAAGAUGGUAUAACAUGCAUCGCCGCUUGUCCUACUGUGCUUGACGUAGUAGCGCUGGGAUUCGCUUCCGGUCGCGUACUCGUGUUUCACGCCAAGAAAGACGAAGUUUUAGUCGAGUUCCGUCAAUCUAACGGAGGCCGAAUCCAUUCGCUGUCGUUCCGCAGUGACAAACUCCAGAAACAACAGCAGCUCAUUUCUGCAAGUGAGAUUGGCUUUGUCGUUUGGGACCUCACGAAAAAAGCCGUCUCCCACGUCGAACCGGUGCUGGAGUGCGCAAAAGCUUGUUUCCUUCAGCAACAGCCGUUUCUAGUUGUUCAGGGCAAGAAUUCCCUUUACAUGUUCGUGUUCGAUACGCCUGACGGCUUGCCGAGACCACUGAGAUCCAGAAAGGGAACGACCGGACCAAUUCGCGCCAUGCAGUAUUACCAACAGGACGGGCACGAAUUGUUGGUAGCAUGUGAAAACACGGUCGCAAAAAUCAGUACGAUCCAAGCUCACCAGAAUCGAGAGUUCUCACCAGCGGCUUUGCCCGAAAAACUGCCGCCGAUCACGACACUCAGCUUUAGCGCAACAAGACACUUUGACUGGCCAGCGGUUGUCACGGUACUAGAAUAUGUUUCUUUGGAAGUAGACGAUGGAGAUACUUAGGAAUAGAGAUAGAGAUAGCCUCCUGGAAAACAUUCACCUUGACAGUAUGUCAUAAUGAGGAGAAUACAACAGCUAAAUGCUUAGCAGAACUACCUGUUACAAAUACAACUAAAUUCAUCGGAACUCCUUGUUACAAAUACAACUAAUAAUUCAUCGAAAUAUCAUCAAAAUUACAGGCUCACCGCGAUUGUCGCACUGCGUAUUUAUGGUCCGCUCAGUACCAGAGCUUGAUCCCGAAGAAAAUUGAGCGCUCAGACAAAAGCCUUAGUGCCGUCACGGGUCUUACGGUCACGGCCUGUGGUAAUUGGACAAUCGUCGGGUAUGCUGACGGAACCCUCCACCGUUUCGCCAUUCAGUCUCAACAGUCACGAGGCGAAUUUUCCAGGAAAGGAGCAGUUGUGAACGGCCAAACGACUAGGCUGUCUGCACACGCAAGCUCGGUGACCUGUGUCACAGUCACGAAAGAAUUGGAGGUACAACUUGAACGUAAAAAAAUGAAAAUGAAAUCGAAAAAAUUCAUUCGCAGACACCUCCCUUCUUGACCUCCUUCUUUUUCAUCAUCUCUCUGGAUGUGUUUACUUCUGUAGUCUCUCUGUCAAAUCUUCUCCAAAAGGUGAUCAGCGGUUGUUCCGAGGAGAAGGAUCCUUAUUUGCGUGUCUGGAGACAGCGCACACAGGAAUUGCUAGGUGAAAUCCGCUUACCGACUGGAGCCCGCUUUUUCACGCGCCCUCUAGGAUCGUUGCUUGCAGUCGCACUCAUUGACGGCUCCGUCGCUGUCGUAGAUUUGCUCUCGAAGCGUGUGGUGAGACACUUCAAGGGCCUCAGCUCUCAGGUGCUGGCUUUGGCGUUUCGCAAAGAUGGUCGAUGGCUAGCCGUCAGCUCAGUGAGUGGCAAAGUACACGUCUUCGACCUCGCGUCGGCUCGCUGCAUCGACGUUUUGCGGUUCAGCUCUCCGGUGUUGAGUUUGGAGUUCUCUCCGAACAGCGCAUACCUUUUGACUUGUCACCCAAAAACCGCAAGGCUAGGUGCCGUCCACGUUUGGGCCAACAAGUUCCUGUUCGAAUUGGACCAUAGUGCGCCAUUGCUGAGAGCAGAAACCGAUAUAGCCAGUGUUGGUGUUGAAAUGGACACAAAGCCUAGCAGUUCUGCUGCAUCCUCAUCUCUAUCCUCAACAUCUCCUGCCCUGAAAAAGCCGAAGUACAUUGCCGAAGCAGUCGGAAACAAAACUGCUGCAACGAUUGCUGAUACCACAGAAGCCAUGAAGAGACUGGAGAAGGAGAAAGCGGGUGAUAGUGACAAAUCUAGCACAAGUGUUGAAGCUUGGCGUGAUGCUGAAGACAUAUCAGAACAAAAAUCUUAUGAUGCUUCUGCUGACAGUUCUGAGAACUUGGAUGAAAAAGAAAUCGAAAAACUCUUCAAACAGCUAGAUGAUGUCGGGCGACAGGAGGAGGACCAAGAAGAUGGAGCAGUUUCUAGAGGUACGACAGAGUUGAAGCUCUCUGGCGUUCCCACCUCAAAGUGGGAAUCUAUUCUCCAUUGGGAAGCGAUCAAGGAACGAAACAAGCUAGCUCAACCUGAGAAGGCGAAGAAGGCUGCGCCGUUCUUUCUUCCGACGACCUAUGAGGGUGCCGAAGCGAAGUUCUUGAAAGUCACAACUCCUGAUGGUGCAGAGGGAGACGAGGAUCCAUUUGCGGUCGCAGAAGCUGCGAUCGCAGCCGAAAACGAAAAACUAUCCAGUGGCGACUUGCUAGCUGGGUCAGGUCUUGAUUUGAAAGACAACAGUAGUUUCUUCCUGGGCGGUGAAGUAGGAGGUUCUUCUUCAUCUACGUCUCCUGCGACUGGUGGAGCGGCUGCUGCUAGUGCUGCAAACAAAAGAGGCAACAACACUAAAGGAUCGACGUCUAGUAGUGGUACAGCUUCAACAAGACUCCUGAAUUUCGAAACAACCUCAAAAAUCGGACUUUUCAAUGAUAAAAAUGCCUUUUCAUCAACGUUGCAGAAACUGCUGAGGAGAAGAAGAGAUGAUGGUGGAGCAGAAAAAUCGUCAACGGCAAUACUCGAUCAGGAGAUCCUAGUGUACCUUGAGAACCAAACCCAGUCAGGAGUUCACUUGGCACUUUCCGAGCUGGGUCCGCUUGCUGGCGGCGACGACGAGGAACUGACCCAGAUGCUAGACUUCUUCCGAACACAGCUGAACACUGGUUUGCACGCAGACCUACUGCAAACGUACCUAGCAGUUUUUCUAAGGAAACACCAUGCCGACCUAGACCACAGCAGUGACCUAUUGCUGCAGUUGAGUGAAGCGCAAGACAGAACGUGGGGAAUCGUUCAGGCAAAGUUUCAAAAAUGCAUCUCCUUCUUACGAAUGCUCACGCAAACGCAAACGCAAUGGUAACCAUGAGUUGGUCGCCGGGUGGGUCGUUAACUCAAGUGGUGUCGCAAAAAAUUCAAAAGAAAAGUUCAGGCAUCCUUGAACUCACCGAGCAUCUUACAUUGGUGUCCUAUUUCUCCGCAAUUUCUCAAACUGACUCUUGCACUAAGUAGAACCAAACUGAUAUCUAGCAUUACUAUGCGGCUGGC
Molecule: messenger RNA, 4050 nt
Organism: Amoebophrya sp. A25
Lineage: Eukaryota; Dinophyceae; Syndiniales; Amoebophryaceae
Source: the annotation of a GenBank genome assembly